Messenger RNA from Anopheles marshallii, 1596 nucleotides. Its product is annotated as probable cytochrome P450 9f2. The coding region runs from base 1 to 1596 and encodes 531 amino acids. Gene Ontology annotation, molecular function: oxidoreductase activity, acting on paired donors, with incorporation or reduction of molecular oxygen; iron ion binding; heme binding. NCBI's taxonomy places the organism in Eukaryota, Metazoa, Arthropoda, Insecta, Diptera, Culicidae. The transcript has a single exon. The record is from RefSeq and is a predicted model, not a curated record.
AUGUUUCUGCUAUGGGCGUUGCCCGUGGUGCUGUAUCUGGUCUAUCGGUGGAGUGUGGCAACGUACGAUUACUUCGAGAAGCGCAACAUCCCGUACGUGAAGCCGGUUCCGUUUUUCGGUCAGGUGUGGUCAUUCUUCACCCAGGAAAAGCACGCAAGUGAUGUCGCUUCCGAGGGAUACUACAUGUUCCCGAACACGCGCAUCUCGGGUGUGUUUACGCUGCGUACACCGGGCUAUCUCGUGCACGAUCCGGAGCUUUUCAAGGACAUGGCUAUUCGGGAUUUCGACCACUUUACGGAUCACGUGACGAAUCUGUCAAUGGAGUACGAUCCGCUGCUGGCCCGUUCAUUGUUCUUCUCCGUCGGUGCCCAGUGGCGCCAUCAUCGUACCGGGUUGAGUCCGGCCUUUACCGGGAACAAAAUACGCAACAUGUUUGUGCUGCUGUCCAAGAGUGCCGGCGAUGCUAUGAACCGGUUGGUGGUGUUCUCCCGCGGCAAACCGUUCACGAUGGAGCUGCGUGAUCUGUACUCAAAGCUGGGCAAUGAUGCGAUGACAUCUAUUUCGUUCGGUGUCGAGGUGGACUCGCUAACCGAUCCGGAGAAUGAGUUCUUCUUGAAGGGGAAACGCCUAGCGACGGUCGAUGGCCUGCCCGGGCUGAAAUUACUCAUGAACGUGAUACUACCCGGGCUGUUCAAAUUUCUAAGACUGGGUGUGCUCUACAAGGAUGUGAACGAAUUCUACCUUGAAGCGGUUUCGACCAACAUUCGCUACCGAGAGCAGAACUACAUCAAUCGGCCAGAUUUCAUACACCUGCUACUGCAAGCGCGCAAAAACGGGCUGCACGCCGAACAAACGGAGGACGAUAAGUUCCAGAGUGCCGGGUUCUCCACGGCCGAAACACACACGGUGGAGUCGCAAAGAGAUGCCGCGAAUGAGAAUCUACAGUGGACGGACAUAGACAUAACAGCGGCCGCUGCUUCCUUCUUCUUUGGAGGCAUCGAAACCACAACUACACUGCUCUGUUUCGCCAGCUACGAGUUGGCUGUGAAUCCGGCCAUUCAGGCACGUCUGCGAGCCGAAAUAGAUGGUGCACGUGAGGAGCUAGCAGAUGGCAGAACACCAACAUACGAGAUAUUGCAGAAAAUGAAGUACCUGGACAUGGUGGUGUCGGAAACGCUACGACGUUGGACACCGUUUGGUCUUACCAAUCGGCGAUGCACCAAGAACUACACGUUCACCAACACUGAUGGCACUAAGAUCACGAUAGAAAAAGGCUUGAACUUAUCUAUUCCUCUGAAAGCAUUCCAUCUGGAUGAGAAGUUCUUCCCAGAUCCGCUCCGUUUCGACCCGGAAAGAUUCUCCAACCCGAACAACAUCAACCAAGACGCCUAUCUACCGUUUGGGACGGGUUUGCGGAACUGCAUUGGGUCCCGGCUAGCAUUGAUGCAGGCUAAAUGUUUUCUGUUCUACAUGCUGUCUAAUUUCACCAUUGAACCCGGCAUGAAACUAACCAUUCCGCUUGAGGUCGACGAAACGUCGGCGGGCAUGAACGCGAAACAUGGCUUCUGGAUGAACCUGGUGCCACGCUAUGUUUAG